GUGUUGGGUGUUAUUCUGCCUCGUUACGUUAACUGGUCAUCGAUAUUGUUGAUUUAUUUUGUUAGUUUUUUUUGUUAAGUUAUUAUCGUUUUUGAGUUAAAGAUGGGUCGUUCACUCUGUUUUCUCAUUCUGUUGGUUGCUUCGAUCUGCGUGGGAAAUGGUUAUAGCGCCAACGCCAACGCGUUCUCGCUGCCAUCGUAUUGUUCUGCAAACAGGAACCCAUGUAUGAACGGAGGUCUGUGUCUAAACUACGCCAGUUCUUAUAAAUGUCUUUGCUCCGGUAACUGCAGGGGUGAACACUGCGAGAAAUGUGGUGCAGUCUUGCCAGAAAGGAUAUUCGGAGUAUGCUCUCCAAAUCCGUGUCAGAGAGAUUGUCAGUGUCGCGAAUCGUGCCAGCACGCCGGUGGUUAUUACUGCAGAAGUUCUUCAGGGUAUCUUGGCAAAAACUGCACUAUUCCUAUGCCUUCACUUCGCUGUGAAAGUGAUCGAAUUGUGUUCUCUGUAUCUGAAAGCUUUGUACGCGAAUAUGAUCUCGGGUUACGGAACAGUUUCAUCAACAUCGUCAGAAACCUGGGUGGCACGCAGGGCUGCGAAGUUUCGACCGCCGUUAAUGAAUUUUACGAGAUACAGAUUCCAAUGCCGUUUACUGCCUGUGGUACCGAAGUUACAUCAGUCGGCGGAAAUGUAGUCGUAACUAACCAAAUGUGGUUUAACCGUCGUCUGUCAAACUCAAUGUUCGAUAUGCCGAUUCCUGUCGCUGAAUUUCAGUGCAGCUACGAAAGACAAUAUACUGUAGUAACUUCGCUUCGCCCAGUGGUUAGCACACCGACCGUCGUGACAGGGCGCCAAAUAAUCACACCUAGCAUUUCUCUUUGCAAGGUCCCUGCAUGUCCCGGCGUUUGCCCUUUAAAUUUUGCGGUUAAUGGCGGUGCGAUUUACACCGUGGGCGAAAUGAUCCACGUUACGAUGUCGAUAGAUUCCGGAAACCAAGUGACUGGUAUAGAUGAGAUGUAUUUAUCCUGCAGUCCUGUACCAUCCACAAACAACAUUGUUGGGAUUGUUCAAGCCGGCUGCGGCACUACCAACGGACUUCCCUGCGAAAUUACAACCAGCGCUGUGGGUCAUACAGUCUGUGUAUCGUUUCAAACGCCAAGAAGCAUGUCGUGUCAGGAGUUCUAUAUCCAUGCAAAAUUGGUAUCUUGUGAUAGAGGCAGCGUGGGAGCUUGUUCGGACAACUUUCGUGUCAACAGAUGCCUUGUUUCACGUAAGCGGAGAAGUCUUGGAUCUGCCCCUAUAGCCCUUGGCCCAAUCGUCGUUAUCAAUGGUUCCGUUGGAAUACCUGAAGUUCGUCUUAAUGGUAUGGAGGCCGACGAAGUAAGAGUGGAGAGGGUGCUCGAAUCCGAUCCCAAAAAGGAGACGGCAUUUGUCUUGGAAGAUUCACCUGUAGUAGAUGUUACAGCACCAGAACCCGCCUCCGCAGGUAUGAACUAUCAGACUAUGGUGAUCGUGAUCAGCAGUGGUAUAGUUCUUCUCAUACUCGUUGCCUUAUUAUUUGUGGUAAUACGUAAUCGUUCUGUUACUUUUGCUACGAUGACCAGUAAAUCCUGAUUUUGUGUUUCUAAUAAAUUUGUUUCAUUUGAAAAAUUUUUU
Molecule: messenger RNA, 1650 nt
Organism: Styela clava
Lineage: Eukaryota; Metazoa; Chordata; Ascidiacea; Stolidobranchia; Styelidae
Source: RefSeq, a predicted model, not a curated record